This is a messenger RNA of Uranotaenia lowii, 6552 nucleotides long. RefSeq lists its product as uncharacterized. Gene Ontology annotation, molecular function: nucleic acid binding. Gene Ontology annotation, biological process: DNA integration. Lineage: Eukaryota; Metazoa; Arthropoda; Insecta; Diptera; Culicidae. The record is from RefSeq and is a predicted model, not a curated record. The transcript has a single exon. Bases 1 to 6552 code for a protein of 2183 amino acids.
AUGGCAUCUGCAGCGCCGGCGAAUAACACGGAAUCCAAUUGCGUCUUUUGCGAUCAACCUGACACAGAUCGCAUGGUCGGAUGCGAUUUGUGUGCGAACUGGGCGCACUACGAAUGUGCAGGUGUAUCCGAUUCCAUAGCGAAUCCAGACCGCACUUGGAAAUGUCCGGUAUGCAAACCAACACCGGCACUCGAAAGUGCACGCUCACGAACAUCGGGAAGUCGUCGAUCAAAUGCUUCGCGUAGAUCGCGGGCUGAACAUGAGAUAAUGAUGCUGAAAGAGCAGCACGAUUUAAAAAUGCGUGCGCUAGCUGAAGAGGAAGCUGCAAAGAAGAAAAAGGCGGAAGAAGAUGAAGCAGCAAGAAAGAAAAAGGCGGAAGAAGAUGAAGCAGCAAGAAAGAAAAAGGCGGAAGAAGAAAAAGAGUUGCGGAGAAAGCGAUAUGAUAUUGAAGAGGAAUACAUUCGGAAAAAGUAUGAGGCAUUAAAGGAAGCAAGUGAAGCAGGUAGCAGUGUCAGCAGCUGUAGUGGGGAGAAAGUCUCGGAAUGGCUAGUAAGUGGAACCACCGGAAAUGUCAGGCAAAAUGCGCCAGCCGUGUGGGAGUUACCACUGCAGCUUCCCAGUAGCAAUGCCCCGGCCAUAGUGACAUCCGCUCUGUACAACGAAGCCCCAAAUGUGCCAGCCCAUUCAUCAGCCGAAGGUAACUCGCACAAUGUAACCAUACCCACCUCUUCGUCCACCCCUCAUGGCAGCUUCACAAUUCCAUCGAUGAUUCCAAAUAGCAUUCAAGCUUCGUUCCACCAGCCUGUCGAGAAUGUAUAUCCACAUCUUAAUUACGGCCAAGUCCUUGCUCGUACGACCAGCAACCAUAGACCCAUAGAAAAUUAUCCGAUUGUCAGUCAGGGGACGUAUCUUCCACCCGCGAUCCGUUGGUCGUCGACGGAAAUUUCACCUACUACGGUGCUCCAAAUGAUCAACAACGAGCGAGAAAAUCAAUUUCGGAACGAUUUGGCUGUCAAGACAAUUAUUAGGAGUACACCAAGACCUCUGCCACCGCGUUUGGCUGCAAUAAGAGCUGAAGCAAAUAUUAUGACCGCCGUCUGUAGGGGAUCCAUUCCAUCCGCGACUACAGCUGGACCCUAUGUGUCGACCGGAGUCGAACCCACUUUAAACAGUGGUAACAUUGAACCACUUGCCGUUUCGUCAUCGAACUGUGUACCGAUCUAUAGUUCUCGAAAUAAUUCAACCAUUGAUUACGCCGUACCGUUUGCCGCUGGUAUUCAGCCGAACUCUACUUACGGUUUUUGUACCAACCCUACUUCGCAGCCACUGCACAGGUCUGAUCUGAAUCAGGACAUUUCUCCCGUGGUAGUUUCUUUGGGUCAACUGACGACUGUUCAGAGAAAUCAAGAACCAUUAGCCAUUAAUCAUGUCGGUAAUAUUUCUGCUAGUUUGGGUGAUCCUUCUAAGGAAAACGUUCAUCAGCCAUUGGCACAACAGAUCUCUUCUCCAAUUGCGAGAAAGGACUUGAGAGAUGAUCUAAACCAAUAUAAAAUGCCAUCCGCUGCUCAACUAGCAGCACGGCAGGUUAUAUCACGUGAGCUUCCCCACUUCGACGGUGAUCCUCAAGACUGGCCACUUUUUUAUGGAACCUUCCAAAAUAGUACUAAAAGCUGCGGGUUUUCAGAUGAGGAGAAUUUGUCGAGAUUACAGCGAUGCUUGCGAGGACCAGCCUUUGAAGCUGUUAGAAGUAGACUCAUGAUUCCAGAGUCCGUACCUCUUGUGAUAGAUAUUUUGAAACGACAAUUUGGAAGACCAGACAUUCUUAUUCACGCACUUUUAAACGAUCUCCGAAGGAUUGCUCCACCUAAAGAGGAUAACCUGCAAUCCAUAAUAAAUUUUGGCCUAGCUGUUCGAAAUAGUGUUGAUCAUAUGAUCACAGCUAAUCUAUUGGAUCACCUUAGCAAUCCCACUUUACUGCAGGAACUUAUUGCAAAACUGCCGAUAAAAACGCAAAUGGAUUGGUCUCGAUUUAAGCGCCAGUACACUACCGUCAACCUGGAAGUUUUCUCCAUUUUCACGAACGAAUUGGCAGACACAGCGACUGACGUGAUUAUGCCACGUUUAGUACCUAAACACGAAAGUUCUAAGAAAGUGGGAAAAGAUAGACAAACAUUGUAUACACACACACUCACCGAAGAUGGGAUGAAUGCUCGGGAUACAUCAUCGGAAACUCCAAAGAAGUAUUGUGUGUUCUGCGGCUAUCCAAAUCACGUUAUUGCGACUUGUGAAGCUUUCCAAAGGUUGGAUACAGAUGCAAGGUUGAAGGCAGUUAAGGAGAAAAACCUAUGCCGCACGUGUCUUGUUCCUCAUAGAAAAUGGCCGUGUCGAUCUACGAAUGAAUGUGGCAUUGAUGGUUGUCGAAUUCGUCAUCAUGCCUUACUACACUCAUCAACAUCGACUAGCCCUAAUUUUUCUCCACAUGUCAACGUUGCCCAUCACCAUUCGAGGAAAUCAUAUUCACUUUAUCGCUAUCUUCCCAUCGUAUUACAAGCGAAUGGCAAGUCAGUUGAGAUAAUUGCCUUCCUGGAUGACGGUUCAUCUUCUACGUUACUUGAAACAAGCGUGGCAACCGAGCUCGGAGUUAAAGGAGAACGUGAAUCACUAUGGUUGAGUUGGACGAGUAAUGUAUCGCGAGAGGAAAAAAGUUCACAAAGAAUUUCAGUGACAGCAUCCGGUCUGGGAAAGAAGAACAAAUUCAAAUUAAACAAUGUCCGCACAGUAGCGAAUCUUAUGCUCCCUUCGCAGACUCUCGACUAUGAAUUUAUGAAAAAGACGUAUCCGCAUUUAAGAGGCCUGCCCAUUCAUAGUUAUUCAGACGUUACACCAAGUAUGAUUAUAGGUAUAGAGCAUGCCACACUGUUAACAUCACUUAAAACCCGAGAAGGCUGUUCCAAUGACCCCAUCGCAGUCAAGACCCGUCUAGGUUGGUGUGUUUUCGGUAGACAAAUGAACGGUGUUCAAUCGGUAGAAACCCUCAACGUGCACUGUCAUCCGGAGAAAUGUAAUCAUGAGCUGCACCAGUUGAUCAAACAAUUGCUCAAAUUAGAGGAGCCUAAAGCGGAAGCUUUAAUAUCGGAGAGUGACAAAAAAGCUUUGUCCAUUUUAGAAAAAACCACUCGACGUGUCAACGGAAGGUUUGAAACGGGUCUGUUAUUCAAAAACUCAGAGCCGCGUUUUCCAAACAGCUUCCCUAUGGCCGAACGUAGAUUGCAGGCACUAGAACGUCGUUUAGCUAGAGAUCCCUUUCUAGAUCUUAAAGUACGAGAGCAGAUAAACCAAUAUCUAGAGAAAGGUUACGCUCAUCGAGCCUCGGUAGAAGAACUGCAGGGAGCAGAUCCUGAAAAAACCUGGUACCUUCCACUAGGGGUAGUCCAGAACCCGAAAAAACCCCAGAAAGUUCGUUUAAUAUGGGAUGCUGCAGCGCGAGUUCAGGGCGUGUCUUUCAAUGAUGCUUUGCUCACAGGUCCUGAUCUCUUAACCUCUCUACCGGAUGUUCUUACCAGAUUUAGACAGAGAAGCAUCGCCAUCACAGGUGACAUCAAGGAGAUGUUUCACCAAAUCAGGAUACGCGAUUCCGAUAAACAAUAUCAACGUUUCCUAUUUCGUGAAGACCAACAACAACCACCACAAGUCUACGUAAUGGACGUUGCCACGUUUGGGGCAACAUGCUCUCCAUGCAUAGCUCAAUAUGUGAAGAACCGGAAUGCUAUGGAACACGCUAGUGAGUUUCCUCUUGCCGCGGAAGAUAUAAUAAAAGACCACUACAUGGAUGACUACCUUAAAAGCGUGGAUACCGCUGAUGAAGCUGUGGAAUUAGUCAACCAAGUGAGACUAGUCCAUUCAAAAGGAGGAUUCGAAAUUCGUAACUUCGCUUCAAAUUCAAACGAGGUUCUUGACCAAUUGGGCGAGGUCAGAGACAUGCAACGGAAAGCGCUCUAUCUCGAAACAGGACUGAACACUGUAGAAAAACCCGAACGAGUGUUAGGUAUGAUAUGGAAUCCCCAGGAGGAUGUGUUCACCUUUGAUGCUUUACAAAUAGAAGCACUACGACAAAUGGACAUCAAGGAACCUCCAACUAAACGGCAAGUGUUGAAAAUCAUCAUGUCUGUGUUUGAUCCAUUGGGUUUAAUCGCCCAUUUCGUUAUUCACGGCAAAAUCCUGAUGCAAGAGAUCUGGAAAUACGGCUGCGAUUGGGAUGAGUGCAUACCAGCAGAGCUACAGGAAACCUGGCUCCAGUGGAGUGAAAAGUUGAAGCAACUGAAUCAAGUGAAUGUUCCUCGAUGUCUUUUCAAAUAUUCGAAUCCAGCAUCCUUAAAUACCUUACAACUCCACACCUUUGUAGAUGCGAGUGAAGCAGCGUAUUCCGGCGUUGUGUAUGCGCGUAUAAUUGAUGAAGGAGUUCCGAAAUGCGCAAUCAUAGCAGCGAAAACAAAAGUGGCUCCAUUGAAACCACUUUCUAUACCGCGUCUCGAGCUACAGGCGGCCGUAGAAGGUAGUCGUCUUAUUCAAAGGAUUACGAACGCUCUCACACUUCCAGUAACCCGAAGAUAUAUUUGGUCUGACUCGACUACAGUGUUGUCAUGGCUACGAUCGGACAGUCGGCGAUACCACCAGUUUGUGUCGUGUAGAGUGGGAGAGAUUCUUCGUACAACUUCAAUCAAUGAAUGGAGAUAUGUGCCGACGAAAUUGAAUGUUGCAGAUGAAGCCACCAAAUGGAAAACGGAACCUAGUUUCGAUCCUCAAAGUCGAUGGUUCACUGGGCCCGACUUUUUAAGAAACCCUGAAAACGAAUGGCCUACAAAAUUUCAACCAACGAGCAGCCCUGCAGAGGAAAUGCGAACGAUAUUUGUUCACCAUAUUCACGUUUUUCAACCACCGAUUGAUUAUUCUCGGUAUUCCCAGUUUAACCGAUUGUUGAGAGCUGUCGCAUAUUUUCUCAGAUUGGUUUCCUGGUUCAGAGGAAACGCUAAGGCUCUUGAAGCAAGAGUCAUCGAAGCCGAAGAAAUCGAAAGUGCUGAAAACUUCCUAUGGCGACAAGUCCAAAUGGAAGCUUAUCCCGAAGAAUUUGAAAUUUUGCUACAACAAUCGGAAGAUUCCGUAGAAGAAAAGGUAACUAUAAAUAAAAGAAGUUCGUUAUACCAGAUGACACCAUUUAUGGACGAAAACCGUGUAAUGCGCAUGAACAGUCGGAUUGUAGCAGCUCCGACAACAGCCUACGAAACCAAAUAUCCAGUGUUUUUACCUAAAGAACAUCGUGUAACGUAUCUCCUAGUGCAUUCCUACCAUCGUCGUUUUUUACAUGGGAAUAAUGAAACGGUUGUUAAUGAGUUACGACAACGGUUCCAGAUCCCUCAUUUGCGAGCAUUGGUUAGACGCGUCGGUAAAGAAUGUCAGAUGUGUAGAAUAAAAAAAGCUGUGCCUAAACCUCCAAUUAUGGCACCCUUGCCAGCAGUUCGCCUCACGCCAUUCAUUAAACCCUUUACGCAUACUGGCAUAGAUUAUUUCGGUCCGCAGAUGGUUAAACAAGGACGUAGUUUAGUCAAGCGUUGGGUGGCACUUUUCACGUGCCUUACAAUCAGAGCAGUGCAUCUGGAAAUUGUGACCGGCCUUUCCACCCAAUCAUGCGUAAUGGCAAUCCGCAGAUUCAUCGCUCGGAGGGGCGCUCCAACUACCAUUUACACUGAUAAUGGUACUAACUUUCUGGGAGCCAAUAAUCUUCUAAAAGAUCAGAUAAGAAAUGCGCACGAAGGUUGUGCCAGCGUAUUUACUAAUGCACAAACACGAUGGUACUUCAACCCUCCUGCCACCCCUCACAUGGGAGGACCGUGGGAACGACUGGUAAGGUCAGUGAAGACAGCCAUGGAUGCUGUAGCCGAUCAUCCACAACAUCCUAGCGACGAAGUUUUUGAAACAGUGGUACUAGAAGCAGAAUCAAUCGUGAACUCCAGGCCUCUGACAUAUGUACCUCUAGAUGCGGCUGAAUCGGAAGCCCUGACUCCAAACCACUUCUUGCUGUAUGGCAAUAUCGGCAUAAAUCAACCUCAAAAACCAUUGAUGGUUGCAGAUAGGGUUUUGCGAGACAGCUGGAACCUAACACAAACUCUAGUGAACAAAUUUUGGAUAAGGUGGGUUAAAGAGUACCUGCCAAUGUUGACCAGGCGAACAAAGUGGUUUUCACCAACCAAACCUUUGAAAGCAGGUGAUUUGGUAAUAAUAGUCGAUGAGCGUAAAAGGAAUGGUUGGGUCCGAGCACGCGUGGUUAGUGUUAUCACGGCUCCAGAUGGUCAAGUACGUCGAGCUGUGGUUCGUUCAGCUAGCGGAGAGAGUACCAAAUCCGUAACAAAUUUAGCCCUACUGGACGUAGCAGCACCUCCGAUUAGGGUGCCAGGAUGUAAGCAGGAUCCUCCGGAACUACACGGGUGGGGGAAUGAUGGAAAUACCCCUGGGUUAGACGACGUGAGUGGUGUGAGUCCCAGUAGCUCCCUGAAAUGA